Solanum tuberosum (potato) is the source of this 2659-nucleotide messenger RNA. RefSeq lists its product as uncharacterized. The transcript has 2 exons. Bases 308 to 853 code for a protein of 181 amino acids. The record is from RefSeq and is a predicted model, not a curated record. NCBI's taxonomy places the organism in Eukaryota, Viridiplantae, Streptophyta, Magnoliopsida, Solanales, Solanaceae.
UAAUGCAGUAGUUCUCCCAUGGAUUAGUAGCACAGUAGCAAGCAAUUUGAUGACUGUGAUAGUGUAUGCAUCUAAUGCUAAACGUGUAUGAGAAGAUUUCAAGAAAAGAUUCGACAAGUCAAAUCUCACUAGGAUCUAUCAACUUUGGACAGAAGUAGCCACAUUGAAGCAAGGUACAUAUUUAGUGACAAGUUAUUAUUCGAAAUUGAGGGAUAUUUGGGAUGAGUUUGAUGUAUUAGUACCUUCUCAUUCAUGUAAAUGUGAUGAGGCUAAGCCUUAUAUUGAACAUUUGCAUCAACAAAGGUUGAUGAUGUUCCUAAUGGGAUUAAACGAGUCUUUCAGCCAUGUGAGAAGUGAUUUGUUGCUGAAAACUGAGGUACCUAGUAUCAACCAAGCUUAUGCAACUGUAGUUCAGGAAGAAAGCCAAAGGCUAUUGGGAGUAAUUGAUUCAAACAAGGAACCACUCACCAUGAUGGCAGGAAGAGGACAAGGAUUCAAAGGAAAAAAGUCAUUGCCAGGUAAUGCUCCAUGUGAGAUUUGUGGUUACAAAAACCAUGUGAUAGAAAAGUGUUACAGGCUAGUAGGAUACCCUCCUGACUUCAAGAGCAAGAGAAGGCAGUCAGGAUCAAGUGGAUCCUAUCAGAACAACAUUGAUGCUUCCAAAUCAACUGGUUCUUACAACAACAAUGGCAAUUUCAAGCCUUAUGCUAACAAUACUUCUACAGAUAGACACAAGCAGGACUGUGAGUUUACAGAGGAAGAGCAUAAUCAAGUGAGGAACCUGCUACAAAACAAGGAAUCAAAUGACUGCAGGGCAAAUCUAACAGGAACUCUACAGUGGCAAGGUGAUUAGGAUUGGUAGGGAGAUCAAUGGCUUAUACUUACUACAAAGUGCAGUUAGAACAGCAAUUAAUAAAGUGACAGCAUCAACAAAGGAUACAAGUCUGACUGAGCUAUGGUACUACAGACUUGGGCAUCCAUCUGUUAAGACCAUGGAACAAAUACCCUAUCUCAUGAAGAAUCUCAACAUCACAACACAUAAAGGCUGUCAAGUAUGUCCAGUUGCAAAACAAAGUAGAUUGAGUUUCCCUACUAGCACUUCUAAAUCAUCUCAUAUUUUCCAACUUAUACAUGUUGAUGUUUGGGGACCUUACAAAGUUCCCACCUAUGAUAGGAAGCAAUAUUUUGUGACAAUAGUUGAAGACUUCAGCAGAUUUACUCUGAUUCAACAUAAAACAGAUAUGCACGUUGUAUUGAAAGACUUCCUGCUUCUAGUUAAUACACAGUUUGGUGUCAAAGUACAAAUUGUGAGAACUGAUAAUGGGACUGAGUUCUUUAACUCUAAAUGCAAUUUUCUAUUUUCUUUUCUUGGAGUAGUUCAUCAAAGUUCUUGUGCUUAUACUCCCUAACAAAACAGUGUUGUAGAAAGAAAGCAUAGGCAUAUAUUAAAUGUGGCUAGAGCAUUGAGAUUUCAUAGUGGAGUGCCUAUCAGAUUUUGGGGCAACUGUGUUAAGACUGCAACCUAUCUCAUCAAUAGAGUGCCUUCUGCUGUUUUAUAAGGAAAAUCACCAUAUGAAGUUCUAUAUAAUAAGGAGCCUAAAAUAGAGCAUGUCAGGGUGUUUGGUUGUUUAUGUUUUGUUUCAGUAUUGCCAAGGCAGAAUAAGUUUGCUCCAAGGGCAAAAAGAUCAGUAUUCAUGGGAUACUCAGAGACACAAAAGGGAUAUAAGGUUAUGGAUUUGGAAACUCAUGUCAUUUCUGUGAGCAGUGAUGUUACUUUCAUGGAGACUACAUUCCCUUUCAAGGAUACAAGCACAACAACAUUAUCAUCUUCUGAUUAUCAUGAUACUAUGCAGCUAGACAUGUUUGAUUAUGUGGAUCCUGUUGAGAACCUUGCCAGUCCUGUUAAUUCAGAAGUUGUUGAGGAUUUAGUCAAUCCUAUAGAGCCAGAAGCUGAGUCUGACCCUAUCACCACUAUACUCCCAGCUACAGAUCUUGAGAGUGUUCCAUUUAAGUCAUAACCUGAUGUUGUCACAAUUGAAACUGAACCUCCACCAGCCAGAAGGACUACAAGAGCUUCCAAGCCUCCUCUUUGGCAUAAAGACUAUUUAGUCCCAACUAAAUCUAACAUGACUUGCUUAUAUCCUAUUUCUAAUAGUUUGUCAUAUGAUCAUUUGACACCCUCCUAUCACAGCUAUAUAAAGGCAUUCUUGGUUAUUGUAGAGCCUACAAAUUUCAAGGAAGCCUCCAAACAUCCAGAAUGGAUAGAUGCAAUACAAUUUGAAGUGUCUGCUUUAGAGCAGAACAAUACAUGGACAGUUGUAGAUUUGCCGUUUGGUAAACAUCCCAUUGGUUCAAAAUGGGUGUAUAAGGUAACGCUUAGGGCCAAUGGAGUGGUGGAGAGGUACAAAGCUAGGUUGGUUGCAAAGGGGUACAGCCAGCAGGAAGAGCUUGAUUAUCAUGAAACCUUCUCUCCAGUGGCCAAGAUUGUCACUGUGAGAACUGUGAUUAGUAUAGCAGCAUCACAUAAUUGGCCUUUAUUCCAAAUGGAUGUUCACAAUACUUUCCUUCGAGGUGAUCUUACUGAAGAUGUUUACAUGGAAUUGCCUCAAGGUAUCAGAGGCAGGAGGAGAACAAAGUCUGUAAACUAUUGAAGUCUCUU